CAAGGGCACUCGAGAAAAGCGGCUGGCUGAGCAGCUGCUCGCGAGUCGGUCGGGCAAGAGCGGGCAGCAGGAAGGCAGGCAGGUGCUCCGGAAAACAAGAGCUGCUUUGCUCCUGUCUGCUGCGAGUGUCUCGUAAACAGCAUCCCAUUGCCGGGGACCCCGCAGAGCUCUUGUUAAAUAUCUACUGUGGAUUUCUGCCACUGAAUCCUAACAGGAAAAAAAAACAAAACAAAACCAACCCGUCAGUCUGAGGAGAUUCAGUUGUAAUGUAUUCAGUGACUGUUCCAGUACCACUAGGUGAAGAAAAUAAUGGACAAUAUAAGAAAGCUACUUUUUUCCUUUUUCUUUUUGGGGCCUUAUUGCUCUGUGGUGGAUUCUUGCUUUCAGUUUUCACCCUACAGUCGUGCCCUUUUGAAACCUUCAGUGACUGUAGUGGGGUCCUGAAGGCUUCUGGGCCUGUGCUGGGUGUAAUUGGAUUGCUUUGCAUUUUAAUUGCAAGAUCAAGGGCCAGGUUUCAUACCGGCGAAAGACAAUUGCAAAAUGAGCAAAUAUGUCACCUUUUUUUAUGUCGAAAGAACUGCCAGUUUGUCCAGUUUCUCAUCUUUGGAUUCCUGUUUUUGACAAGUGGAAUGCUGAUUAGCAUCCUGGGUAUUUGGGUCCCUGGCUGCAGCCCUGGUGGGCCCAAUAUACACCUCAACCAGACUAGCAGUUCUGAUGAGGACCUCCAGGGCUGUGGAUUCCUGUCAUUUCAAAUCCUGGGGCCUCUCAUUGUGCUUACUGGGUUGUGUUUCUUCGUGAUAGCUCACGUUAAAAAGAAGCAAAACUUAAAUCUCAACGAAGAACCUUUGGGAAAUGAAGAGCGUACUCAGAGCCCUGAAUCUUUUCAGGUUACUCUAGGUGAUGCUGUGUUGAUGUUCCCACCUCCACCACCACCAUAUUUUGCUGACCCUCUGUCUCCAGCUGUGACACAUUGUCUUAUGUCAAGUGCUUCAUCUGCACCUCCACCGUACCAUUCCGUGUUCAGUGAUGGAGCACAGUUUGCGGAUGAUCAAAGAACAGUUGCUGUUAGAGACGAAGAAACCAUAUACACAAUUUCUGGGUGCAGUUCACCAUUGGUUAUCUCUCCAGUGCAGUUUUUCUUCUCUGAACCACCUCCAGGCUAUGAAGAAAAAGCAUCAGUGGAAAGUAAUGAAUACUCCCUUUCUUCUUCUCUUUCAUCUUCUUCUGUAGUGACUACUGACACCAGCUCAUAGAGGGCUGUCAGGUAGACCAAAUUUUCAGAUGAAAUUGUACACUCAGAUUUAUGAUCUUUAAAUUUAUUUACAUUUUCUAAUAAAAUCAGUAACACUGCAUUUGUCUGUUUUUUCAUUAACAAGCAUAAGUGAGGAGUUUGUGUUUUAAGAAAUAAGAGAUAAUGCUGGACUUUUGAGUUAGUGGUAAGAAGGGAUUCAGUUCACUACAAGAAUGCUGAAUGUUCAUCUUCUUGUGUUUUAUGCUUCAGUUUCUGUAUUUAGUUCUUUAUAUAAUGAAGGCAGAAAGUUGUGACUAUUUUUUUUUUUUUUUUUGCUUAUUUUAGUUAAACCUGCUUGGAGUUUCAAAGAAGAAAUCAUUAGAAAGUGUUUCUUUUUUUUUCUGUUUUUGUAUUACUUUGUGGUAAAUGCUUGUCUGCUGUUACUGAUUUCAUGUGUUCUCGAGAGCAUCAAUGAUAGCAGUCUUAAAAUAUGGACCAUCAUAAGAUGGGGAGCUAAUAUGCUGUGGAGACCUUAAGUGGUUACAUCUUGGUCU
Molecule: messenger RNA, 1785 nt
Organism: Centrocercus urophasianus (Greater sage-grouse)
Lineage: Eukaryota; Metazoa; Chordata; Aves; Galliformes; Phasianidae
Gene: TMEM171
Product: transmembrane protein 171
Exons: 5
Coding region: 267-1253 (328 amino acids)
Source: RefSeq, a predicted model, not a curated record